UUCAUUAUCGACUUGUACAACGUGCUUCAGUUAUUGUACUCAUUUUGCUGUAUUGUAUCCAUUUCCUUUUCAAGUAUUUUGAUUGAAAUAUUGGUUGUUCUUGUACAGCUGUACCUUGCUUGUUUUUAGUUAUGUGCAUGCCUCUGUAUUGCUUAAUUUUUACCCAUUAAGGUUUAAGCUUUAAAGGUUGUAUUUUUUUUGCUUGCAAUGUGUCCUCUGUGUUCGCUUCUCUUGCUUUUGUACUUCUUGCUGCUUUGUGCCUAUUCUCUGACAUUCUUGCACUGCGCUUUGCAAAUCAAUUUAAGUUUUUUCUGCUUUAUCUUAAGACAAAUUAAAGACAAUCAGUUGUAUAGUGGUAUAAGGUAUGCUGUGCAUUUUGCUCCAUCCCUUGAAUGAUUGAACCUAUCAAUUAGCCAAUCACAUGCUAUAUUCCAUGUUUGAAAGGUAUUUUCUAUCUCCAGAGAGGCAUAUUGCACGGAUAUGAGAGCUAUGGUUUGUUUCCGUACGAGAUGCUGUAACUUAAUGCUUAGAAGCGUUUAAGUUUUGUCUUCCUCGGGUUGUUGUCCUUCAGGAUGUUCUUUGGGGUUGGUUUGUUAUGUGAUGCACAUGUCAUAAUUCACGAAUUCAGUGGUUCUAAAUUGAUCCCUCCUAUAGACCUAGCUUAAUGGAGCAAGAUAGUAGUGGAUCAGGUGCCUUGCGAUUUGCUGGGUCAGACUUGGUACUGAGCCCUUCACAGUGAAGCAGUCAUGUUGUUGGCAUGUGCCUCUUUUCUUUCUGCUCAUCCUUUCAUUUUUGAUACUAAUCCUUAAAAUAUUUUUCAUACUGUCCCUUGGUAAUUGAUGUGUCAUUAGGUCUUGCAUUUAUCUUAAUUAAUGAUUGUUUCAUUUGCAGAGUGAUUUAUAUUUCUUUUUAAAAUCCAUUGCAGUUUAUGCAAAGUCUAGAUGGUAUAUACUUUUCUUUUUCACGUAAUGUCGAAAGACAACUUUAUUUAUUUCUCUAAGUCGAGAUUUGUGAACUGUGGAUAUUAAAUGGAAAACUUUUCCAGUUUGCUGCUGUAUAUCUAUCAAAGUAACUACUUAACUGAUGGAUUCAACUAUUACAUAGGCAAAAUUAGCUCAUGGGUUGACUUGGAUUCCGGAGAUGAGACACUCAGUAAGGAUUCUGAAAUUGCUUUGAAGCUAGAAAUAGCUUGGGCCUCUCAUCUAUCUUUGCAGGCCUGUUAUCUUCCGACACUCAAGGGAUCUUCCUGUGCCAAUUAUUCUAGGUGUGUUAAUCAAAUUCUAGAGAACCUAAACAGUAUGCAGUUGUGGCUUAGGAUCCUACUGGAGAAAUCAGAUGAUGAGACCUGGAAGGCUGGAACCCUUAUCAUAUGAUGAGUUACACCCUGCAGUUCCAUUUACAUAAAUUAAACAUUAUUUUAAAAUCUGAAAUACGAACCCCUAGUGUUUUUUUUUUUUUAACUCCCAUUCUGCCCAUAAUUUAUGGAAUCAUCUGGUGGUCAGAUCCAAAUGGACGAAAUAUUAGAAGCUAUAUUACUAUAUUUAGUUUUCAAUUUUGAUUUCAAUUUAGGAAACAGAAUUAGGAAUUGAAGUCAAUUAGAAUUAGUUAAAAUCCUAUGUAAAGGGAUACUUUACGAUGUAAUUGACACAACUAUGAUAAUGAAAUAAAUUGAUAUACUCCUCUUAAAUUC
Molecule: messenger RNA, 1690 nt
Organism: Olea europaea var. sylvestris
Lineage: Eukaryota; Viridiplantae; Streptophyta; Magnoliopsida; Lamiales; Oleaceae
Product: protein arginine N-methyltransferase 1.5-like
Exons: 5
Coding region: 1029-1373 (114 amino acids)
Biological process (GO): regulation of DNA-templated transcription
Cellular component (GO): cytosol; nucleus
Source: RefSeq, a predicted model, not a curated record